GCGUGUCCAGUUUGCAAUGGCGACGCUGGCGUGUUGAAUGGCGGGCCUCGAUGCCACUUGGUUGCAAGGGUGGGUGGGACCAGGCAGCCGCCAUCUUGGGAAGGUCGGCCCAGGCAGCCGCCAUCUUGGAAAGGUCGCCCGGGCAGCCGCCAUAUUGGGAAGGUCGUGCGGACGUCCCAUGGCGGGUGAGGCCGGGGUGUCGCUGCCUGGAGCUGGCGCCAGCGCCCACGCCCACGCCCUGCGGGAGACUUCAGUUAAGGAGAAUAAGGGAUUUUCGCAAGGACUUGAAGAGAUGCACAUUACAUCAGUUUGCCAUAAAAAUGGAAGACCAACCUGGAGGCCCAGAGUAGAUUCUCAACAUUUGGAACGACAGAUCACUUCUCUCUCCUGGGCAAAAGAUGAAAAUGAACAGGAAGAUGAUGAUGAAGCUGAUAACCAUGAAUAUUCAGAUAGUGACCUGAGUGACUAUUACAUUUCAUCAUCUCCAGAGACCACCCAAGUGGCUGGAAUGGGUGUUGAGCUAUUUUAUGAGAAAGAGGACUGGGAGAAAGAAGUUAAUGAAGCUUGUCCCUAUGAUGAAGAUGACCUGGAGGUGAUCACUAAAAACCGUGGUUGUGAAGUGCCUCUUUUUUGGCAGGACGGGGAAACGUACAACCCAAGCCAUGAUCACGUUCCCUCAUCAUCAAGAGCAAAGAUUGUAGAAAUACCCAUUGUGCAGGGACAGUUUGAAGAUGCUGAUGAAUAAAGUUUGGAAUUCACAUCCUUGUGGGAAGAAGCGUUUGACAACAGUUUGUAAUUUGAAGUUACUUUCAUUUUAUUUUCUUGAUUUAACUGUUGUAAUUGGAAAAUAUAUUUUGAGUUUCUUCAGCACAGUUUCAUUCAGACAGAAUUUAAAAGAAAUUCUGAAUUAUCAUUAGCUUAGUAUUUUUUUCAAUAUAGAAAAUCAUUCAUUGUACAGACAAUCAUAAUGAGGAAUCUGAAAUUAGUAAAAGGAAUGUAUGAAAGGCAUGCACAUUUUUCAUUUGCCAAGGUAAUUUUUAAUCAAAUUUAAAAAAAUUUGAAUCCCUUAUGUAGUUAUUUUUUUGUAUUUUUUGCAUUAGGGCUAUGUGGGGAAUAGAUGGGGUGAAUGUACAAUCUUUUACCAAGAAUAGGCUAAUCAAGAACAAGGGGACAUAGAGUUAUAGUGAGAGGGGAAAGAAUUAAUAGGACCCUGAGAGGCAACUUUUUCACACAGAUGGUGUUGGAUAUAUGGAAUGAGCUGUCAAAGGAAGUAGUUAAGGCUGGCGUUAUAACCACAUUUAAAAAGCAUUUGGACAAGUACAUGGAUAGGAAAGGUUUAGACGGAUAUGGACCAAAUGUAAGAAGGUGGAACUAGUCUAGAUGGAGCAUCAUAAUCCGCAUGGGUAAAUUGGGCUGAAGGGUCUAUUUCUGUGCUGUAUGACUAUGACAAUGCAAUGUUUCCAGGCAAACAUACAAGUCUCAUUUAACUGAGCAGGUGAGAAAUGUUGUUACAACAGUGUUGCCUUCCUGAGGAUUAUUCCUUAGUUCAGAGAUUAAGCGCGGAAACAGGGCCUUCGGCCCACGGGUCCGCGCCAACCAGCGAUCCCUGCACAUUAACACUAUCAUACACCCACUAGGGACAAUUUUUCAUUUACCAAGCCAAUUAAACCAGAAACCUGUACAUCAUUGGAGUGUGGGAGGAAACAGAAGAUCUCGGAGAAAACCCAUGCAGAUCACGUAGAAAAUGUACAAACUCCGUGCAGACAGCACCCAUAGUCGGGAUCAAACCCGCUGUAAGGCAGCAAAUCUUCCGUUGCGCCACCGUGACCGCAUUAUUGGAAAAUUGGAGAUUAGCAAAAACAGGAUUGCAGCAUCAGCUGUGACAGAAGAGCAGGCGGGUGCGGGAAGCGUUGCUGCCAGCCAGUCUCUCCGAUUCGGUGAGUGAGAAAGUGGGUCGGCUCAGCUUCAUUCAACAUAAAACGACCCUUUGGCCAAAGUUGUCCAUGCCAACCAAGAUGCCCAUCUAAGGUAGUCCCAUUUGCCUACAUUUGACCCAUAUAACCAUAUAACAAUUACAGCACGGAAAUAUCUCGGCCCUUCUAGUCCGUGCUGAACACUUACUCUCAUCUAGUCCCAUCUACCUGCACUCAGACCAUAACCCUCCAUUCCUUUCCCGUCCAUAUACCUAUCCAAUUUAUUUUUAAAUGAUAAAAUCGAACCUGCCUCCACCACUUCCACUGGAAGCUCAUUCCACACACUG
Leucoraja erinaceus (little skate) is the source of this 2260-nucleotide messenger RNA. RefSeq lists its product as uncharacterized. Bases 38 to 745 code for a protein of 235 amino acids. Lineage: Eukaryota; Metazoa; Chordata; Chondrichthyes; Rajiformes; Rajidae. The record is from RefSeq and is a predicted model, not a curated record. The transcript has 4 exons.